CAAAAUUUAUAGGCCCCUAAUUGUCUUAGAACUAUCCUAGUCUAAACCUAGAUCUAGUCUAGGCCUAGAGGUUGAAUUCGCAGAGAACUAAAUUAGAAGUAGAUCUAGAAGAAUUCUAGAUCUAGAUCGAUAUCGAUUAUUACUUCAGGAAUUUAGUCUAGAACUUAACACGUUAAAAAUGUUAAAAUCUCUGCUGCAAAUAUUCCCAUUAAAGUGUGCCGUCAAGGAACAAAUCAACCUUCUCUGUGUGCAACAUAGAUCUAUUUCUACCAAGUCAAUUGAUUGUACAAGUUUGAAGUAUAAUAGAUUUGCUGAAUCCAUUCGACAGCAAGUUACUCAUAAAAAUGUCCAAGCUGCUCAAGAUUCAACGCCUGUAGACAUUGAAAAAAAUUAUGGAAGUUCAUCAUUUCCAACUCUGGCAACUCACUCCCAGUUAUUUGAUGGUAUCAAAUACUUGGACCUGCCAAUCAUCAAUGUAAAGACAACAAGUAAUAAUACAGUAAUUUCACUUACAAAUGGAGAUGGUAUUGUUCUUGCUAUUCAAUCAGCUGGUACAGUGGGAUUUAGGAAUGCUAAAAAAGGAACCAAUGUUGCAGCUCAAGCAGCAGCCAUAGCUUUGGCAGGGGAUGCUAUUAAAAAAGAAGUAACUUCUGUAAGAGUUUGUAUAAGAGGUAUUGGAGCAGGAAGACUGCCUGCUUUAAAAGCACUUCAUCUUUCUGGAUUGAACAUAGUCUCAAUCACAGAUACAACCAGGCUACCUCACAAUGGAAAUAGACCCAAAAAGGCGAGAAGAUUAUAAGUAUUUACUUUCUGAAAAGUUUUGUUAUAGUAUUAUGUAUAAUAUAGUUUAACAUUAAUAAUCCAGUCACUUUAACCCUAGACUUUAAAUCAGUAAUUAUCUUACUGUAGUACCUAUUCUGUAUAGAAUUUGUAUAAGUCUUUGAAAUAUAGGAAACCCAAGACAUAGGGCCUACUAGAAUGCAAAAACUUCAAUAACAAAAAAGCAUUUUAAAAAUUCAGUUAAAUGAACUGAGAAAAAAUUAUCACAAGCAUUUUAAUCAUUGAUACAGAUGUGGAAGUAGCAUUGAAGUUUUAAUUUGAAAUUAAGUUGAAACUUGUGUUAAAUGUAUUACAUUUAAAACAAAUAUCAUGAUUAGGAUUUUAUCAAUGUAUUUAACUUGUAAAUGAGUAGCAGACUUUUUACCUUAUGUGCUGUACUUUAACAAAAGUUUAUUAUGCAUAUAAUUUUUUUUAUUUUUAAAUUCUCAUCAUUUAAUUUUUUUUUCUUUAAUAAGUUCAACAUUUGUAGAUGUAGUGACUGGAAAGAAAUUUUAAAGAUACACUUUAUCAAUGGUCAUUUUAAAAAUAAAAUCUUUGAAAAA
Molecule: messenger RNA, 1382 nt
Organism: Physella acuta
Lineage: Eukaryota; Metazoa; Mollusca; Gastropoda; Physidae
Product: small ribosomal subunit protein uS11m
Biological process (GO): translation
Cellular component (GO): ribosome
Molecular function (GO): structural constituent of ribosome
Source: RefSeq, a predicted model, not a curated record